Homo sapiens (human) is the source of this 2108-nucleotide messenger RNA. RefSeq names its product shisa family member 8 (gene SHISA8). Lineage: Eukaryota; Metazoa; Chordata; Mammalia; Primates; Hominidae. Gene Ontology annotation, cellular component: membrane. The coding region runs from base 408 to 1886 and encodes 492 amino acids. The record is from RefSeq and is marked validated. The transcript is spliced from 4 exons.
AGAGCGCGGGCUGUACUGAGAGCGCGGCGGGAAGGUAGCGCAGUCGGGCGGCCCGCGGCCCCGGCGCGGCCUCCGCUAGGGCCAAGACCCGCACACCUGCCGGGCCGGGGAGAAGCCGGGGGCCGCGCGCAGGCGAGGACCCGCCGCCCGGCCCGGGGAAGAUCUCAGGACGCGGACCGGGCAGCUCGGGUCCGAGGUGAGCCCGGGCGGAGGACGCGCCCACCGGAGGUGCGGCCUCGGAGCUCCAGACCCAGCCCACUCGGGGCUGGGGUCCCCAGAGGAGGCCGACGGCCGAGGCGGCGUGCGCCGGGAGCCAGCGCGAUCCCUGCGGGAGCGGAGGAGCCGAGCCGGAGGGAGCCGCGGCGCCCGGCCAUGCACCGGGCGCAGUAGCGGGAGGCGCGGGCCCGAUGGCGCGGGCCGGGGCGCGGGGACUGCUCGGCGGCCGCCGUCCUCCCGGCCUCCGGCUCGCGCUCGCGCUUCGGCUCGCGUUGCUGCUGGCGCGGCCGCCGUCGGGCCGCGCGGGAGCCCCCGAGGCGCAGGGUCCCGCGGCGCCCGGCACGACAGCCCCGGAGGGGGGCGACCGCUGCCGCGGCUACUACGACGUGAUGGGCCAGUGGGACCCGCCCUUCAACUGCAGCUCCGGAGCCUACAGCUUCUGCUGCGGCACGUGCGGCUACCGCUUCUGCUGCCACGACGGGCCGCGGCGCCUCGACCAGAGCCGCUGUUCCAACUACGACACGCCGGCCUGGGUCCAGACAGGCCGGCCGCCCGCCCGCGCCCGCGACACCGCAGCGCCCCGGGACCCCGGCCGCGAGCGCAGCCAUACGGCCGUCUACGCUGUGUGCGGCGUCGCAGCGCUGCUGGUGCUGGCCGGCAUCGGGGCGCGCCUGGGACUGGAGAGGGCGCACAGCCCGCGCGCGCGGCGCACAGUGACCAGGGCGCUGACAGAGCUUCUGAAGCAGCCGGGCCCCCAGGAGCCACUGCCUCCCACCCUGGGCCCACCCCUGGGUGGCUGUGUCCAGGUGCAGAUGGGGGACGGCCUCCCCCGGGGCUCCCCCCACAACAGCGCAGGUCCCAGGACUCCGCGCCUGGCUCGAGCGUCGCCUCCGGGCGAGCCGUUCAUGAGGGUGGCACCCCCCGGGCUGGCUGCCGCCGCCGCUGCGCGUGACUCGGAGCCAGGCCCUGUUCCAGGCGCUGGAGGCUGCGGCGAAGACAGGCUUGGCUCGCAGCCUCGCCCGGAGAACGGUCCCCCAGGUUCUCACCGAACGGCCUCGGGGAGAGGACUACGGAGAGGUGACAGCGAGGGCGGAGUGAACCGGGGCAUCGGACCGAGCCGCGUCUCACUCCUCGCUCCAGACAAGAAGCGCCUCAACAACGCGCCCCGGGGGUCGGCCGCCCCGGGGCCCCCGCGCGGCCCGCGGCUGCAGGGCGGCGGCAGCCUGACGCUGCAGCCAGACUACGCCAAGUACGCCACGUUCAAGGCCGCCGCGCUCAAGGCCGCAGAGGCCGCCCCGCGGGACUUCUGUCAGCGUUUCCCCGCCCUCGAGCCGUCCCCGCGGCAACCCCCGGCGCGGGCUCCGCGACCAUCCCCGGACUUGCCUGCGCCGCUGGACGCCUGCCCCUGGGCCCCGCCGGUCUACGCGCCCCCUGCCGCGCCGGGCCCCUAUGCCGCCUGGACCUCCAGUCGCCCGGCCCGGCCCGCCCCGCUCAGCCACCCGACGGCUCGGGCCUUCCAGGUACCCCGGCGACCCGGGCACGCGGCCCGGCGCCAGUUCAGUGUGAAGAUGCCUGAGACCUUCAACCCGCAGCUCCCCGGCCUUUACGGCAGCGCGGGCCGCGGGUCCCGGUACCUAAGGACCAAUAGCAAGACCGAGGUCACCGUGUGAAGCGGGGCCGCGGUGCCCUCGAGGCAUGGGCUGGGGUCCUGUCUGCCCGUCGGAGCCUCAGGCCACAGGGAGAGGAGCGCCUGCCGUAAGGCCAGCUCUUCUGUCUGCCUCAACGGCAGUGGUGUCUUGGAGCCUGCAGGCCGCGGGUUCGUCUUGUAAAUAAGCCCUUUUAUGUGGUUCCUGCCCCUGAGAAUAAAGAAGCCCCAGCGUGGCUGCGAGGCA